AUGCCCGUGUGUUACGUGUGGUUGUCGUCGCCCCCUAAGGUCUCUCUGGUGAUGGUGAAAGGGAAGGCGCCCCGACGCACUCUGCUGCUGGUCUUCAUCGGCGCCUUCGCGGUCCACUUCGCCUCGGCCCUUCAGCAUGACCUCGCUCCCCCGACUGGCUCCAGCCUUCGCCGACAAACACUGGCAGGCUCUCACCCACUGAAGAACGAUGAAGGGAAGGCCGGUGUUUUGGUCGAUGGCGGACCCAAAGACCCAGUAUCGGUUGCUAGCGGGCAGAGGAACCGUGACGUGAAUGCACGUCGGCUGUUGAGACGUAGCAUCUCAGUGAUUCCUGGUACUCGUCGUCUCGAUAACCAUUCUGACGAAAGGCGCAGUGAUGCUCAACGCACCGGAGAAAAUCUAGACGCUCGAUGGGCUGGAGGGCGACGUCUAGACACCUCACAAAAUGAAGAAUAUCGUUUAAGCACUCGCCAGCGUUUGGAAACUCGACGUGCUGAAGAUCAACGGCUUGGCGCUCGCCAUGUCAAGGAACAACGUCUCGACACUCGACGACAUCCAGAUACUCGAUUUACUGAAGAACGACGCUUAGAUAGUCGUCGAGUUGAAGAUCGACGUUUAGACACUCGACGUGCUGAGGAACGGAGUGCAAGUAUGCGCAGAUCAGAAGUAAGUCUUUACGUUCGACAUGUUGAAGUAAAUACUCGACGCGCUGAUUCUUUGCCAUCUGAAAAACGACAAUCUGUAGACCGACGACUACAUUCUCGCACGUCUGAAGUUCGCCUCGAGACAAGACAACAACCAGAAGAAAGGCGUUCCCGACAGUCUUCCAUUCGUCGACCUGUAAGUGCCAUUGCCUUCGGAGGCUCAUCCAAUCUUGAAACACGCCGAUUUGGUUUCUUGACAAGGAGGCUUUCGUAUUAUAAAGAUUCUACCACAAGUUCCAGAGAGGUAGUAUCUAGGGAACAGCAACGUGUAGAUCGACGUCUGAGUUCAAGAAGAGCAGAAGAAAGACACUCAGCUUCCAGGGCAUCUGAAGAACUUUUGAAUCGCAGGAGAGAUUCUGACGAACGACAUUUGGAUUCUAGAAGAGCCUCUGAGGAACGACGCAUGGAUUUCAGGAGGGCUUCUGAAGAACAUUCCAGGAGAGCCUCUGAGGAACGACGUAUGGAUUCUAGGAGAGCCUCUGAAGAACGAGAGCCUCUGAAGAACGGCGUCUGGAUUCCAGGAGAGCUUCUGAAGAACGGCGUCUGGAUUCCAGGAGGGCCUCUGAAGAACGUCUGGAUUCCAGGAGAGCCUCUGAAGAACAUUCCAGGAGAACUUCUGAGGAACGACGUCUGGAUUCCAGGAGAGCCUCUGAAGAACGACGUCCUAGAUUCCAGGAGGCCUCUGAAGAAUAUCUUAGAUUCCAGAAAGCCUCUGAAGAACGACAUUCCAGGAGAGCCUCUGAAAUCCAGGAGAACUGAAGAACGACGUCUAGAUUCUAGGAGAGCUGAAGAACGACGUCUAGAUUCCAGGAGAGCCUCUGAAGAACGUCUAGAUUCCAGGAGAGCCUCUGAAGAACGACGUAUGGAUUCCAGGAGGGCUUCUGAAGAACGGCGUCUAGAUUCCAGGAGAGCCUCUGAAGAACGGCGUCUGGAUUCCAGGAGAGCCUCUGAAGAACGUCUAGAUUCCAGGAGAGCUGAAGAACGACGUAUGGAUUCCAGGAGGGCUUCUGAAGAACGUCUAGAUUCCAGGAGAGCUGAAGAACGACGUCUAGAUUCCAGGAGAGCCUCUGAAGAACGUCUGGAUUCCAGGAGAGCCUCUGAAGAACGGCGUCUGGAUUCCAGGAGAGCUGAAGAACGACGUCUAGAUUCCAGGAGAGCUGAAGAACGACGUCUAGAUUCCAGGAGAGCCUCUGAACGUCUAGAUUCCAGGAGAGCCUCUGAAGAACGUCUAGAUUCCAGGAGAGCCUCUGAAGAACGACGUAUGGAUUCCAGGAGAGCCUCUGAAGAACGACAUUUAGAUUCCAGGAGGGCUUCUGAAGAACGGCGUCUGGAUUCCAGGAGAGCCUCUGAAGAACGUCUAGAUUCCAGGAGAGUCUCUGAAGAACGACAUUUGGAUUCCAGGAGAGCCUCUGAGGAACGACGUAUGGAUUCCAGGAGGGCUUCUGAAGAACGACGUCUGGAUUCCAGGAGAGCCUCUGAAGUGCGACGUCUAGAUUCCAGGUCAUACGAAGAGCAACCUCUGGAAUCUAGGAGCAUUGCAGGAAAGGACCGGCAAGAUUCCAUCUGGGCUUCCCAAGAGCUGCACCUAAAUUCUCGAAAAGCACGUGCACUGCAACAUCGUUUAAGUCUACCUGGUGAUGGAUUAGAUUUUAGCGUUAUGUUCAAGAGGCAAUCCGCAGAAGUGAUUGAUGACGUCGAUGAGAAGAAAUUACUUCAUGAUACAUAUUUGCAUAUUCCGGGCCAGAAGACAAGGACCGACGCAGUGCUAGUUCAGAAGAUUCCCUAUCACUUCGAUAUGACCGACUUCACUUCAGAAUUUUCUGACAAUGAAAACAGCUACAAACAGGAAAGAAGCGUAGGUGAUAUACUGAUGAAAGGGUUGUGGACGGGCUUGGCAACACUAGCCCUCUACCACACUCGCCAGGCAUCAGCCUCCAAGCUGGCUGUGUGCUAGAACCCGUG
Messenger RNA from Penaeus indicus, 2666 nucleotides. Its product is annotated as caldesmon-like. The record is from RefSeq and is a predicted model, not a curated record. NCBI's taxonomy places the organism in Eukaryota, Metazoa, Arthropoda, Malacostraca, Decapoda, Penaeidae. The transcript has 8 exons. The coding region runs from base 1 to 2658 and encodes 885 amino acids.